AUGGUGGGUAUGGGCCAGAAGGAUAGCUACGUCGGCGAUGAGGCCCAGUCGAAACGUGGUAUUCUGACCCUGAAGUACCCCAUCGAGCACGGCAUCGUGACCAACUGGGAUGACAUGGAGAAGAUCUGGCAUCACACCUUCUACAACGAG
This is a messenger RNA of Dibothriocephalus latus, 150 nucleotides long. The record is from the annotation of a GenBank genome assembly. NCBI's taxonomy places the organism in Eukaryota, Metazoa, Platyhelminthes, Cestoda, Diphyllobothriidea, Diphyllobothriidae.